AUGACCGCCAGCCUUAAUCAAGGCAAUGAAGACUUCAAAUCUCAUGUCUUCAUUAUCAACGGAGGCAUACUACUCUUUUUCGCGUUGUUGAUAUCGAUCUCCAAUGGCAUCCUCCUGUUCAUGAUCUAUAAAGAUCCGCUGAAGAAAUUUCGCAACGCCACCGCAGUUCUUGUGGUCUCUCUGAGCAUAGCAGACUUUCUAACGGGAUGUGUAACCGCCGUAGACGUUGGAAUAGCACAUAUUCUGGAAGGAAUGGCAAUGGAAAAAGUCAUGCUUCAGGCCAAGAUCGUUUCGCAGAUAACCGUGCGCGCGAGUGUUUGUAUCAUGAUCAUUUUUGCGGUUGAACGGUUCAUAGCUGUUGCCUUCCCGUACGUUUAUCGUAGCUCCGUGACCAUCCCAAAAACCAUCCUCUGUUGUGUACUGUGUUGGUUGUUAGCCAUUGUUACAAGCUGUCUGGAGCUGGUAGUAGAGCGAGAUUUGUACGAUGUUGUGUUUCUUUACCUUAUUUUUGUCCUACCACUUGUCACGAUUAUUUUCACAUACUCGGCAGCUUAUUAUAUGGUGCUACAUCGACAUGGAAGACUCUACAAAAAAGAGAAAAUAUCCAGGCGAUCGGCUGAGAUGCAGAAACAACUGAUGACGACUGCCUGUCUGAUAAUUCUUGUCUUCUUCGUUUCUCUCGUUCCGUUUUGGGUAUUCACCACCAUCCGGCGUUACUGCAAAGAGUGUGUUCAUCAAAAAUGGUGCAUCGCAGGUUAUCGAUUGUCCAUCCCGAUUCUUUACAGUAACUCUGCCCUAAACCCGUUGUUGUACGCCUGGAGAAUGCGGCCAUACCGUCAAAGCUUUCAAGCCUUGUUUUCCAGAAAACAAAAUAGUGUGGGAGGAACAAGUCAUAACGAAUUCCCUCCAAACAAAGGCAAUGAAACUAUACUGGUCAAUGAAUUUUGCGAAGAGACUAAAGUAUAA
Pocillopora meandrina is the source of this 966-nucleotide messenger RNA. The record is from the annotation of a GenBank genome assembly. Lineage: Eukaryota; Metazoa; Cnidaria; Anthozoa; Scleractinia; Pocilloporidae.